CCUGUUUUGUUUUCAAGUCACUUUUGUGUUGCUUUUCUCUUCUAUCACUUUUCGUUUGCUUUUCUUUUCUACCACUUUUCUGUUUCAACCAUUAUUUAUGUUUUUUUUUCUUUUGUGUUGUUUUGGAGAAUGUAUACAGACAAAUGUUAUAUGUGCUAUACAAGUGCACAACCAUUGGCCUUUGAAAGUGUAGGUAUAAGUACUCUUAUAUAAAAGAAUAAUGAUCCCAUAAUAACAUGUUUAAAGUCAUCAUUACUUUUCAGUGGCCUUUGAUGAUUGAGCAUUGGAAUAAACUUGAUGAGGAAGGAAUCUUGGAGGAAGAGUUAGUCAGACAUCUUUGGAGAGAUGAGAUUAGCAAAGACGAAACUUGCUUUGAGUUCUUCUUAGAACUAAUGAAGCAGUUUGGACUGCUGUGCGAGCAGAUCAAGAAUGAGGAGAGUACACAUCGGUCAUUUUUUGUACCCUGUCGACUGAAACGUAGCACAGACAAUAUGGCUAUUAAGUCAGACUCAGAUCAGAUGGUUUCUAUCUAUAUGGCUUCCGAGGAUUUCAUCCCUGAUAGUAUCUUCCAUCCUCUAGUUGUCAGUUUGAUUGGAAUGGUACAAGACAUGGGCUACACGGCUAAAUUAGAGUUAUUUAGCAACUAUGCAAACAUCUGUCUAGGAUGUCAUCACACUCUCAGCUUGGGACCGGUAGUCAUUGAUAACAAGCCCUCAUUGAAGCUGGAAAUAUUACGAAUGUCUGUUGUUCAUGAGGAUGGUACAACUACAUCAACAGGUGAACCAACUCCAAGAGUUUGUAUGCAGGUGUUGGAGUUUCUGAAGCAAGAGAUGAAAGUGUUGACAAUUGGAAUGAAGCACACAGGAUAUGCAUUCCGUGUCCUGUGCUGGCAAGACUCGAAAAAAACUCACUUCCACAAUUUGGACGAGUGUCUGGAAAAAGAUUUUAUCCCAUGCGGACAGAAAUUGAUGAUGACAGGCAAACUACAAAGGAUGUUCAGGAAUAAGAAAAUACUAACAGGAAACCCUUCCUUACCAGGUCCUUCAGUGGAAUCUGCAAGUGUCAGCAAUUUAGAGACAGCGCAACCAGGUCCUUCAAUGGAAACCUCAGAUGUCAGGAAUGCAGAGAAAGCGCAGCCAGAUGGAAAUCUAGGUUAUGUGGAUGAUAUGCACCUAUCUGCUAUUGCCGAAGGCAUGGGACUUGAAUGGAAACAACUGGGCCUCAGGCUAGGUCUCAGUUGGAACAAGAUUCAACAAAUUUGGAGUGAUAACAGACGAUUGUUCGACCGCAUAAUGGAAAUGCUGACAGAAUGGAGAAAACAACAGAACUAUGAGACAAACCAAGUUGAGAUAAUGUGCAACGCUUUGAAGGAUCAGGGACUCACAGAGCUUGCUAACAAGGUCUUUGGCUCACAAACAUCAGAGGAUCAAUCAUCCCAUGUGGAAGCAAGUACAGAUCAUCCUUGUGGAAGAUUACACCAUACAAAACAGGAACACAAUGGUUGUUUGACUGAUACUGACCUUCAGUUCAUUGCUAAAAGACUUGACAAUGAUUGGAAAUAUUUGGGCUACUAUCUUAAUAUGAAACGCUCUGAAAUAAAUCAAAUUGCAACUGACUUUUCACCACCAAUGGUUGACGCCUGUAUUGAAAUGUUGGUAAAGUGGCGGAGUAGACAGGAAGCUAAAGUAAAUCAUCUUGCAAAGAUUAUUGAUGCCUUAACCAGUCUUGAAAGAGAAGAUAUCAUUAAAGAACUUAAGCCUUAUUACCAGUAAAAAUAUAACUAAAAUAAGAGCCACAGAAAGUGGCCCUGAUUCCCAGGAACCAAAAAGCGGGGUGGGGUAUCCAGUAAGAUCUAGGGGCAGAGCCCAUGGUUAGGGGCCAGUCCAAAAGCUCAGACGUUUCAUGUAAUGCCUAUUUCAAACGAUUACAGACAUAAUAACAGAGAGAAAAUAUUAUGUCAACAUCUUGAGAAAAUGAAUUAUAAAAAUAGACAAUAAACACAUUCUGGCUAUUUGAUCCAGAGAUAUUUAAUUAAAUCAUUCACUCAGUGCUUUCAUUUAAAUAUUCGUGGGUUUUUUUUAAACAGAAUGUUUAUCAGCAUUUUUGUAUAAUAAUCAAAUUUCAUGACAUUAUCCCUGAUUAUAUGCUUUCAUUGGGACUGUUGGGCAUCUUUGACAUUCCGAUACAAUUUUCUCGGAGUUGGACACAGGUUUUAUUAUUAGACAUUCGAGUAGUUCAGGUUUGUUCUAUCGAUAAAAAGUGCAUUGUCAUGCCAAAGGCAAGAAAAUGUAGGAUGGCCAAGAAUAUUUUGAGGACACAUGCUUUGGAGAGCAAAAUAACAUUGCAUCAUGACCAUAUGUAGACAUAUCAUGACUAUAUAUGGGCACAUCAUGACUAUAUAUGGGCACAUCAUGACCAUAUAUGGGCACAUCAUGACUAUAUAUGGGCACAUCAUGAC
This is a messenger RNA of Anneissia japonica, 2458 nucleotides long. RefSeq lists its product as uncharacterized. NCBI's taxonomy places the organism in Eukaryota, Metazoa, Echinodermata, Crinoidea, Comatulida, Comatulidae. The coding region runs from base 237 to 1772 and encodes 511 amino acids. The transcript has 8 exons. The record is from RefSeq and is a predicted model, not a curated record. Gene Ontology annotation, cellular component: CD95 death-inducing signaling complex; cytoplasm. Gene Ontology annotation, biological process: TRAIL-activated apoptotic signaling pathway; positive regulation of extrinsic apoptotic signaling pathway. Gene Ontology annotation, molecular function: caspase binding; death receptor binding.